Messenger RNA from Cooperia oncophora, 396 nucleotides. NCBI's taxonomy places the organism in Eukaryota, Metazoa, Nematoda, Chromadorea, Rhabditida, Trichostrongylidae. The record is from the annotation of a GenBank genome assembly.
AUGAAAAACGCUUAUUAUAGUUACGAAAAUGAGUCUGAUGUGAACGCAUUGGCAUGGAUCAGAGGUGCGGGUGGGGAGGGUGGCAAGUCUAACUUCCGCGCGGAAAUGAGUUCUUCAUUCUGGACGUAUUUUUUGGAAAAAGGAAGGCAAAAGUUGCAGGAAUACAAUAAGAAACCCAAAACAAGUAUUACUUCAACCUUACUAGCCGUACGUUUGGGCUGGGAAUAUAGCGACUGGUCAGGUAUUCCUAUCAAGGAUCUUUUAUCUACAUCCGAGCUGAAGGAGUACAAUGUACUUAUUUUGUCGGAACGUAAUAGCCGUAAAAGAGAUGCUACUGGUUCGGAGUCCGGCAACAGCUCAAAAAUGUCAAGGAGUGAAAUAUGCAGUAAUGAGUGA